AUGCGCCUCUUUCUCCUUCCCCUCACAACGCGACAAGCCCUGAUAUACUGUCGACGCGCAGAACAGAAGUCCUCUGGCAAUGUGAAAAUCGUCGAUCGCUUAACCAAAAAGGCCGCGGAGACAUGGGCAGAUUGGGAGGCCGCUGACGGAGGCUGGCGGAAACAAUUGGUGAAAUAUGGCAAUCAAGGCCUCCAACGUAUUCCGUACCAGGAGUGGGCGUUGAAAAGCUUUCCUCCUUCGAAUCCGAAGUUGCAGGCCGAGCAGAUUGCAGAGAACAAGAAGUUUGACGUCAUUUACCCGGGGAACGUCAUGAAGCCGGAGGAUGUCCCCAAAGUCUUAGGAAGACUGGCUCGAGAGAGGAAGCAGCUGCACUGGAACCGCUUUCUUGGGAGCAUGGUUGCCAUGCCUUUUACAAUACCAUUCACCCUAGUACCCGUAAUACCCAAUAUCCCAUUCUUCUAUGCUGCAUAUCGCUGCUGGUCGCAUUGGAGAGCUUUAAAAGGGUCUGACCAUCUGGACUUCAUUUUGGAUAACCGCCUCUUCCGACCGGUUUCACCGCCAGAGAUCGAGGACUUGUAUGAACAAGCUGCACCUGAUGCCCCCGAUUUUACCUUUGUUACGCGCGGUCAAAUCCUGGAUGGUAGUGCGCCACCGGAGCAAAUCAUCCUUCCGGCAAAUAGCCACAACCUUGUCGCGAAGGCAACAGGCGUACCGGAAUUGAGUGGAGAAGUCGAGCGGGCUUUGUGGCAGAUAGAGCGACAAUUCAAGCGGGAAAAGUUGCAACAAGCGGAAUCACAACCCAAAGAAGACGCUCCCAAAUCUGAAGAGGGCGAGAAAAAAGAAUGA
Rhinocladiella mackenziei CBS 650.93 is the source of this 846-nucleotide messenger RNA. RefSeq lists its product as uncharacterized. Gene Ontology annotation, biological process: potassium ion transport; proton transmembrane transport. Lineage: Eukaryota; Fungi; Ascomycota; Eurotiomycetes; Chaetothyriales; Herpotrichiellaceae. The transcript has 3 exons. The coding region runs from base 1 to 846 and encodes 281 amino acids. Gene Ontology annotation, cellular component: mitochondrial inner membrane. The record is from RefSeq and is a predicted model, not a curated record.